CAGUUGAAUUGGACUCCUUGGACAGAGAACCAGGUCCGAGCAAAUCAACAGCUGGACUAGUACCGACGGAGGGGAUCUGCCACACCGGGAACAGGAUCCGAGAUGCGCUCCAUUGGCGCCCCCUGUCGUUUGGGAUAAACGUGGUAGUUGAACCUGGAGGAGUGAACUUUCGUAGACAGGAUGGUUUUUGUGGCGACGCUGGACCGAAAUUCCACAGUUGAGACAUUUCUGAGCGCCAUCCACCUGGAGAAGUAUGUGGAGACAUUUUGCAGGGCUGGACUCCUGCUGGCUGGUGACUUGACCCACAUGGACCAUGAUGCUCUGGUGAGUCUGGGAAUAACUGCCACAGGACACAGGAAGAGAAUUUUGCGAUCAGUCUCUUACAUAUCGAGAUCUGCUCAAAGCGCGCCCUCGCCCCGGGAACGCUGUCAGUCAGUGUGUGGCGAGCGGGACCUGGUGACUUUUGAGGCGCUGAGGAAUAGCUCAGCCCCUGAUCUGCUGUCCAUGUUGGUGACCUCUGACUCCAGUGGGACCCUUGGAAAGCCGGUCCCUAAACCUAGAACUGUCUUCAACCGGCGCCGCACCACACCUGUCCAUUUCAGUUACCCAAGACUUUCCGAAGAGUCCGUCAGUUUGACUGACAGAAAAUGUUUUAGCACAGAGGAUUCUCCCUCUGAAGGAGUCAAGUGGGAAGUGAGCCACCAGCAGGACCCCAAGUUGGGGUCACCUCUGGUUCCUCCAAGACUGCAGAGCAGUGGUCCAUCUCGCCUGUACCAGUCUGCUGAAGCCACUGUGCCCCAAAGUUGUCGUGGCAACUCCAUGGAGAUGGUCUCAAAUGAGAUUUACUGGGGAGCGUCCGGUGUGAACAGUGGGAGGAGUCAGCAGCUGGCACCCCCUACUCCACCUCGACCGACAGCUGACAGGAAGUACGAUCGGAACAGUAGUGGAACUCUAAGCAGAAGUUCUUCGGGAUCUCUACCAGAAGACCCAGAGCCGGUCAUUAGUCCGUACUGUGAGUCCACGUUCUGCUGUAAAACCAAGCGACCACUGAGCAGCCAGGAGAGACGGAAGCGUGAACACGCCGAGGAAGGCGAAAACUCCCCAGGUUACAGCAGUCUUGGGGGGUUCCCACCUCCUCCCUUCUGUGGCCUGGAUCAGGCCCUGCAACCCGAUGAAGACUUGACUAUCUCACCGUAUGCAAGCUUUACCUGUGAGGGCGAGCAAGCCCCGCCCAUCAUCAGCGGCUGGCUGGACAAGCUGUCACCACAAGGGAAUUAUGUUUUCCAGAAACGCUUCGUGAAGUUUGACGGAAAGAAUCUGAUGUAUUUCAGCAGCGACAAGGAUGUCUACUCCAAAGGAGUGAUCCCAUUGGAUGUGGUCCAGACGUCCCGCCCUUCCAAGGAGAACAAAUUUGAGAUAGUGACGAAUCAGCGCAUUUUUGUAUUCCGAGUGGAAAAUGAAGAGACGAGGGCUCGCUGGGUCUCAACCAUCCAGGACCAUGUCCGGGACCAGCUGGUCUGGGGUCGGAGCAGGUUCAGUUGUCAGAAACACGGUGCUCUGGAGCUCAAGGGAACCAAGUCCAAGGUGUAUGUGGCGCUGAGCGACGAACAGAUCUGGCUGUACAAGAACGAACAGUGUUUUCGGAACAGAAUCGCGAUCACACUGAUCGAAGCUCGUGGAGCCACAAUCCGGGACGGGAAGAACAAGAGCUUUGACUUGAUCACUCCAUACAGAACCUUCAGCUUCACGGCGGAGACGGACCAAGACAAGCGGGCCUGGAUGGAGGAGCUGCAGGACUCCAUUGCUGAGACGCUCUCAGACUAUGAGGUGGCUGAGAAGAUCUGGUCCAAUCGCUCCAACAGAACCUGUGCCGACUGUAGAUCUCCAAACCCGGACUGGGCCUCUAUCAACCUGUGUGUUGUCAUCUGCAAAAACUGCGCAGGUCAGCACAGAAGUUUGGGGACUAUGGUGUCGAAGGUUCAAAGUUUAAAACUGGAUACAAGUGUAUGGAGCAAUGAGAUUGUACAGCUCUUCAUCAUGGUUGGCAACGACCGGGCCAAUGAGUUCUGGGCAGCUCAUUUGUCUCCGGCAGAUGAGCUCGGUGUGGAGCCCUCUAGUGAAGAGAGAAAAGAGUUCAUAAGCCAUAAGUACCGGGACGGACGCUACCGACGGGCCCUCGCCAAGUUCUCCUCCCAGGAGCAGCUGCUGAAGGUUCUGUGUUCAGCUGUGGCUGAACAAACACUGCUGAAAACAGUCACUCACAUGUUUCUGGAAGCUGGGACUCCCACUGACCCGCACAGUCAUCAGGUGGACAAGCAAAUGGACCGCUUCUGCUCAGGUGCGCACAUGUACAGGUGCUCACGUAUGAUCCCCGUUCUGCCUGUAAAAUGUGCGUGUGUGUGUUCAGAACCAGGGGUGUACGACGAGAUCACACAGCCUGUUCUUCUCUCCGGAUUCCUCUACAAGUCCAACUGUUCGGGUCGAGUGACGCUAACCCGGAAAACCCGAGAAGACUUUCAAAGGUUUUGGUGUCAGCUGGGCCAGUCUCUGCUCCUCUACCAGUCGGAGACAUCCACUGAGCCCAGCCUGCAGAUCCCAGUGAAGGACAUCCUGUGUUUAGGUGUCAGCCGACCUGACUGGAGCCACAGUGGCAGCUCCAAUGGCUUCAUCAACAGAUUCAGAUUCACCUUUGAGCUGUACCUGUCCUCAGACAGGUUUCACCAGUUUGGACUGGAGUCUCUGGACGCCCUGCAAUCUUGGACCAGAACCAUUGGGAAGGCAGCAACACCUCUCGGCUGUCACUGCCUCUUGUCGCGGGAGUUUGAACGAGUGGGUCUCCUGCGAUUCCGGAACAUGUUGGACCCUCAGCAGUGGAAGGAAGAGUUUUUUGUCCUGCAGAAGUCCAACUUGUUCAUGUGUCCCAUCAGAACCGGCGCUGCAGAGGACAUUAUCAAUCUGAAUCGCUUGCAGGAACUGAGCGUGGGGACUGAAGGAGAUGAGAAGAAAGAGGUGCUGAUUCUGGUGGAGCGAGGAAGAACGCUUCACCUGCAGGGGGCUGGUCGGUCAGACUUCUCUCUGUGGUGCUCAGAUAUCCGCCGUGCAGCCGGCGGCUCGGGGAACACGCUGCGAGACCAGCAAAUGAGCCGUAAUGACAUUCCCAUUAUUGUGGACCGCUGCAUUGAGUUUGUCACGCAGUACGGUCUGGGCCAUGAAGGAAUCUACAGGAAGAAUGGAGCGCUGUCCAGAAUCAAGCUACUGAUGGACGAAUUCCGCCGUGACGCCCGAAAUGUGCGGCUUCGGAUCGGGGACCAUUUCAUUGAAGAUGUGACAGAUGUCCUCAAGAGGUUCUUCAGGGAGAUUGAGGAUCCUGUCUUCAUGUCCCACUUGCACCCCCUGUGGCAGGAAGCUGCAAAGAGUCCGCAGAAGGCUCAAAGGUUGGAGCGAUACAAGGAAUUGAUCCGAAUCCUUCCUCGGGUCAACAGGACGACACUGGCGGCGCUGGUCAGUCACCUGUACAGGGUCCAGAAGUGCGCUGGACUGAACCAGAUGUGCACCAAAAACCUCGCGCUGCUAUUCGCUCCGAGUCUCUUUCAGACGGACGGGAAAGGCGAGUACGAGGUGAAGAUUAUGGAGGACUUGAUAAACAACUACCCCUGGCUGUUCGACAUCGAUGAAGAACAUCAGACUCAGAUUGACUUGGAGGUCAGUUUGAUCACCAGCUGGAAGGACACACAGCUGUCUCAGGCGGGGGACCUGAUCAUCGAGGUGUACCUACAGAAGAAGUUACCCGACUGUUGUGUCACUCUGAAGGUGUCGCCCAGCAUGUGUGCUCAGGAGCUGACCAACCAGGUUCUCUACCUGAGGAACAUGUCACUCGGAGAACCGCAUGCGUGGAUGAUGUUUGAGGCUGUGGAGGACGGCCAGCUGGAGCGGCCAUUGCGGCCUAAAGAGAAAGUUCUGGAGCAAGUGCUUCAGUGGUGCCAGCUGCCUGACCCAAGCUCCGCCUACCUAGUGGUGAAGAAGAUCCCCAAGAUGGACGGCGUGGACGUCCUCUCCUUCUGCCGCAGUGACGUCAUCAAGGUGGGCGUGCUUAAGUUCCGUGAAGAGCCUCCAAAGUUCCAUCAGGGAACCAAAUUCCAGGAGAGAAUUUUCCAGAUCAAAGAUCGUAAACUGCUUCUGCUAAGAGACAAGAAGAGUCUGCGUCCUGAGAAAGAGUGGAGUCUUGACAACAUGAAGGUCUACAUGGGGAUCCGUAGGAAGCUCAAAGCUCCCAGCAGGUUUGGCCUGACAGUUGCGUUGGACCGACAUCAGCUCUUCCUGUGCUGCAGCGAGGAGGCUGAACUCUGGGACUGGAUGACCUGCUUCCUCAACGCUCACAUUGACGACUCCACCUUGCCGCCGGUGCGCCGACGUUCCACCUCGCACCUCCAGAAGCAGAAGUUCGGGACCAUGCCACUGGUCCCAAUUCGAGGGAACGACAGCAACCGUGGGAUGCUGGCAGCCAAUCAGACCCUGAGGAAGCUGCACGACAGACGGACUCUCUCCAUGUUCUUUCCCAUGAAGGUCCAGUCUGAUCCUCCAGAGGAGAGUGAGGACAGUCCGAAGCAUCCGCCACCUCCUGAGCAGCCAGAGACUCCCGAACCACCAGAGCCCCUUUACGAGGAAGUCGGGGACUUUGGCCUUCAGGUCCUCCGGUCCCUGGAGACCAGCUUUCUGUCUGGCGUGGUGUCAGAGACCCAAGAAGUCCUGGACCACCUGCAACUUGUUUCUGUGAAGCCCAAGCGGACUGUGGAAGACCCGCUGGAUGGAGGGCCGCCGGGAGGAUGCACAACCUCACAGGAGCUGCUGCUACAAGAGCUGGAGUCGGCUUUUGGGAAACUAGAGGAGGCAGAGCGGCAGCAGGAGGUGCAGCAGGAUGAAAAUACUUCCAGCAAGUGAAACUCACUGAAAUAACUCAGCUGGAUGUUGCUAGAUUUUUACUGACAAAAUGUAUUGGUUUUUUUUUUUUUUUCAAUUUUCCCGUGGUAAACAUGACACUGCACCUAAUGUAGGUCUAUGAAAUCGUACAAGAAAGUCGAAUUGAAUCGUUAUUCCUCUGAUCUUUUCAGCGCGCUUGACAUGAUGUAGCUUCCUGCGCGGCCACCAGAGGGCAGUCCGCUCUUUCUGGUGACGCUUUUCCGCGGUUCUAAGAUUCUUUUAACAACUUUACUCGCUUCAUUUACUUACUUUAAUCACCCCAAAUUAAAACUAUGUGCUUGAUGUUUUUUACUGUAAUAAAA
This is a messenger RNA of Synchiropus splendidus (mandarinfish), 5279 nucleotides long. It is a transcript of the gene arap3, whose product is annotated as ArfGAP with RhoGAP domain, ankyrin repeat and PH domain 3. The coding region runs from base 181 to 4938 and encodes 1585 amino acids. The transcript has 34 exons. Lineage: Eukaryota; Metazoa; Chordata; Actinopteri; Syngnathiformes; Callionymidae. The record is from RefSeq and is a predicted model, not a curated record. Gene Ontology annotation, biological process: signal transduction; positive regulation of GTPase activity. Gene Ontology annotation, molecular function: GTPase activator activity; phosphatidylinositol-3,4,5-trisphosphate binding; protein binding.